CCGAGCAGGCAGCCGCAGAAGAAGAAUCACAACUGAGAGGGCAGCAGGACUGGAGCAGACCCAGCAGUCUCAGCCUCAUGCUUCACUCUGGGCACUUCUCCGCCGCCUCCUCCUCCUGCCCGCUGUCGUCAACGUUGUGACAAUAUAUAUUUUUUUAUUUGUAUUAUUUUAGCCACAAACAACAACAAAAAACAACAAAAAAAAGUGGAGGGGGGGGAGAAGGGGGCCGAGUCAUGGAGCUUUAUUGCCUGGAGUCGGACAUAGUCGUGAGAGCCCAGCCUGACCCAAACAUCCUCUAUGAUGACAGAGUGUUGCAAAGUUUAUUAACAAUUGAGGACAGGUUUUUACCUCAAUGCUCUUACUUCCAGCGGGUCCAGAAGGAUAUUCAGCCUUAUAUGAGACGAAUGGUUGCAGGUUGGAUGCACGAGGUGUGCGAAGAGGAGAAGAGUAAUGAAGAUGUCUUCCCUUUAGCCAUUAAUUAUUUGGACCGAUUUUUAGCGGUGAUGCCCAUGAGAAAGAGUUAUUUGCAGCUUCUGGGAGCUGUGUGCAUAUUCCUGGCCUCCAAGUUAAAGGACUGCAGGCCGCUGUCGGCAGAAAAACUUUGCAUGUACACAGACAACUCCAUCACACCGCGGGAACUGCUGGACUGGGAGCUGGUCGUGCUGGGGAAGUUGAAGUGGAACAUGGCCUCUGUCAUCCCCAAUGAUUUUAUAGAGCACAUCAUACGCAGGCUCCCCCUCCCCAAAGACAAGCUGGCGAUGGUCCGCAAACACACGCAGACAUUCAUCGCCCUCUGUGCCACAGAUGACCGCCUUGCCAUGAACCCUCCUUCCAUGAUCGCCACUGGCAGCAUGGGAGCCGCUGUCUGUGGCCUGCAACUGGACCACAGUGACCAGAGGCUGAGUCGAGACAACCUGACGGACCUGCUGGCCAAGAUCACCAACACAGAGGUGGAUUGUUUGAGGGCGUGCCAGGAGCAAAUAGAGCGUGUGCUGGCUACGAGCCUGCAGCAGGGCCAGCAGUACCGGCAGGAGACCGGCUUCAGAGCCGGCAACAAGGCGAGGGAGCAGCAGGACCAGUCCAGCACCCCCACAGAUGUACGUGACGUCAACUUAUGAACGCGCACACAUCCCUAAGGCCCGUUUUUUCCAAUGAACUUACUGGAGCGGGGGGAGGCACGAGCUGCCGGUAUCUACGUCAAGGUGCCACAUCGCCGAUGGCGUGACAAUCGAUGAACUUUUUAGAAAAAUAAGCAAUUUCUAGUUUUUCUCCUUUCUGCCCCAUUCAUACAUGGUUGAGUGUACCCUCACCUUUUUUGUACGGGCCACAUGUAAUAAAAAAAAAAAACUAUUUAAAAAAAGAAAACACCUUGAGAACUUGACCGUGCCUUAGGUUUCCCAGAAUGGAAACCUGAAUAUAUUUUCAUACUUGAAAGAAGAAAAAAACAGCAUAAUUCUAUGAAAUAUACAUAUUUCUUUUGAUAAAACAUAGUACAAAUAAAUAGUGUAUAUUUAGCUAGUAUUUAGUUACGUUACUCUUUUAUCAUCUUUAGUGAGCAGUUAUCGAUUCACCUGUGCAGGAAAACUGCUAUAGUAGUAAAAAUGCUGAUUUGAGUAGAUGGAAAUUAAACCAAGCUGAUAUCAGUCAGAGGAUCUCUAGCGCUAUCUAUCAUACUGUGCACCUGUAGCACUGCUUCCUAUUUAUGCUGUAAAGUGCUGGCCAGGAGUGGGCUGGGCCUGCUCACAGAGGAAGGACAUGAGGGGCUUUGAGUGGUUUGGAGCCGUGGCUUCUGUUAAAAGUUAACACGGAGGACAAGGUCUGUUAUUACGGUCUUGAUUUCACUGCCAAAUCCAGUACGGUGUGCUAAGUGGACGACAUGUAUUAUAAUUCAGCGAGGCUACAUUAUUAUUGUUCUUGUUCUAGCUCCUACGUGUUAGAAUGUUUGGGAGAUGGUUUGCAGGCGAUUCUAUGCCUCAGCGAGGUAGAUGUCAUGUUACUAGAGGAAAUGGAUAUUUGGCAAGUUUGUUUUUUGACUGGGUUUGAGAGGAAAUGGACGCAGGUUGAAGGUCUUUUUUUUUUUUUUUUUUUGGGAAAAGAAAUGCAUGUGCAAAGUGUGGGGAUGCUAGAAGUGUAGAUUGAUGAAUGACAGCAAAUUGGCGAGGAAGUUAACUUAAGCUAUGUAAUGUUUCUGCAGUUGCACGUUACUUGAGUGACACACAGGAGGAGGAGGAAUCCCCGGUGAUGUCCGGAGGGGAUCAGACUAGUUGUGCUGCAGUUCAGUUUCUCCUGUUAUCAAUUUCCAUUUCUUGGAACAAUAUUGAUGCACUUUUAAAAAAACACACUCCUUAAGAAUGGUAAGGGGAUGGUGGCUGAAGAGACUUCAGUGGGUUGUUAGGACCUUUUUUUUUUCUGUAAGUUAUUUGAUUUGAUUUGAUUUUUUUUGAUUUUUUUUUCUGGGCUGGAUUCCCAUGGGGUAACGCACAUUGUCUUGAAAGCUACGCCCCCAACACGUGAGAAGACGUAGGAUAAUCGGUGUUAUAGAAUAUAAACUAAUGCUGUGUUCACGCCAAACAUAUUUAGCUUUACUGCGUCUGUCGGAAAACAAAAAAUAAGCAGAUUGUGCCGUAAUUCAAAGGCAAUAAACGGUUAAUAAAGCAUGCCAAAUUAACUACGUAAUAAUGCCGAUUUGUAAAAGGUCCAAAUUCAUGCUUUGUAGGGUCUCGCCAAUGGCCGAAAAGCAAACUGUUAAUAAAAUGUAACGGCCUGUGUGUCAUACACCAUUCAGUCAAGUUUGUGGCGUGAACACAGCAUCUGGAAAGCCAAGUCACUUGUAGACUCUUUAUUGAUUCAGUGCGUUUAUUUAACCUUACUUGAAUUUUUUUGUGAAUCCAUAACCAAAACCUUCCAACAGUUCUUUCAAAAGAGUUACACACAUACCGUGUCCAUGUUUUUGCUCUUUUUUUUAUUUUUUAUGUAAACUGCUAUCUGGACUGACGUUUUAAAAUGAGUUCUCUCCAAUCUAGACAUCGGUAGGUGGGGGUUUACAUUGUGUGAAUGUUUUGACUGUAUAUAACCAAAUUCCCCAUGAGCAGAAAUGAAAGAAAUAAAAAUGUCCUCAUUACAUUUUAGAAAAAGAAAUGUAGUUUCUAAAUUGUAUUCUUGCAUGUUCUGUUGUGCAAAAAAAAAAAAGCCAAAUGUUUUUUCCAAACAAAGUGCUUCAAACAGAAAAAAUGUUUAUGCUUUUAAAAGUUUUGUGUAUAAUUUGAAAGAGAUAAUUCCAAAGUGAGAUCUAGAUCAUACACAUUCUUUUUGCUGCUAUGAAGCUUUUGUUUUCCAGUCUUACACAAAGAUGCCUUAUAUUGAUUCACUUGUGUGCUGCUAUAUUAUGAAAUGUUGUAUAUGUAACAAGUCUUCUUUGCUUUUCUGUUUUAUAUGUACUGGAGGGAACGUAACAGUUUGGUGCGGGACUGGAAGUACUUGUUUUUUUGCCGAUCUCUUUGAUUAGCAUGUUUUAUUAUUUUUAUUUUUUCAUUUGUAUCUUUAUAUUCUACCAUAUUCUUGCUGCUUCUUCGUAAUGUUUGUGUACCUCAGGUUAAUUUGGACAGAUAGAGCGAGAGCCCAUCUCGCAUUACCUCAUCAAGCUUCACAUCACUCACACAUUAUUUUUACUCUGAAUUUGUUGGACGGGUUUCACUUCUUUUUUUUUUCUUUCUGGAUGAGUAAGAACGAUGCUUCUUCUCUUUUAAAAUAAGAAAUGUCUGCCGCCAGAUUUCACUGAGCAGUUAUAAGUGCCUAUACAUUAAAAUAGGUUAUUUCAUAUAUCUUAAGUAAAAAAGAAAUAAAAACAGCCCUUACUGUACGUUAUACAUGUAUUGAAAAGACAAAAAAAAUAUUUUUGAAUUUCAUUUGCAUGUUUAGAUCGGUUCAUUGGAAUAAAGUGGAAUAUUGUUUAUUUUUGAGGUACCCAUUUAGUCAAAGUUUAAACCACGAGGAUGUUUUAUCAUUGUUCAGUGUGGUUGGUUUCUAAACUCCUCUCCCACUAUCCCCAUGUGCAACCACACAGUGUACCUCAACAAUUUCUCCUCAAUAAAUUGACUAAAAUCA
Messenger RNA from Cyclopterus lumpus (lumpfish), 4104 nucleotides. RefSeq names its product cyclin D2, b (gene ccnd2b). The transcript has 5 exons. Gene Ontology annotation, biological process: mitotic cell cycle phase transition; regulation of cyclin-dependent protein serine/threonine kinase activity; positive regulation of G1/S transition of mitotic cell cycle. Gene Ontology annotation, molecular function: cyclin-dependent protein serine/threonine kinase regulator activity. The record is from RefSeq and is a predicted model, not a curated record. Lineage: Eukaryota; Metazoa; Chordata; Actinopteri; Perciformes; Cyclopteridae. Gene Ontology annotation, cellular component: cyclin-dependent protein kinase holoenzyme complex; nucleus; cytoplasm. Bases 234 to 1118 code for a protein of 294 amino acids.